GGUACCUGUGGCCCUGUGGCCCUGUGGCCCUCCCCUGUGGCCCUGUGGCCUUGGGGCCUUGCAGUUGCAGUUUGCAGUUGCAGGCUAGCCUCUCCUCUUGUCCAAUCCCCACACAAAGCUCGCCCAGGCCCAGGUGUCUGGGGCAUCCCAUCCUCAGGUGUUUCAGAUGUUCUGCGUCGUUCGAUUCUUGCAUGGCUUCUGCCCCCAAUCACUGUCUAUGGUCGCUUUUACGAGCCUCGCUGCAUUCCAGCACCUGUGGCCUUCUGACGCCCAGAGGCCUGUGGGGAUCUUUGUUAGCCUGGCUGGCAGUGGCAGUCGACUUGGCCACACGGGUUAAUUAUGGAUUCCUCCAAAGUCCAAAGUCCAAACAACCAAACCGAAAUUGUCUUUGCCUUGCGAUUGCGUGAACUCCCAUGUCCAUGUCCAACAGCAGGGGUCCAUCUCGAGUUUCGCUUCCCCAAGCACAUGCGCUCUGCCACCAUCGUCAUCCGGUGUGUGUCUGUCACUUCUCACAGCAAGAAAAGAGCAAGGUUGAUCAAACG
Messenger RNA from Ilyonectria robusta, 542 nucleotides. RefSeq lists its product as uncharacterized. The record is from RefSeq and is a predicted model, not a curated record. The transcript has a single exon. Bases 192 to 407 code for a protein of 71 amino acids. Lineage: Eukaryota; Fungi; Ascomycota; Sordariomycetes; Hypocreales; Nectriaceae.